Messenger RNA from Pieris napi, 2368 nucleotides. RefSeq lists its product as uncharacterized. The transcript has 6 exons. The coding region runs from base 702 to 1514 and encodes 270 amino acids. Lineage: Eukaryota; Metazoa; Arthropoda; Insecta; Lepidoptera; Pieridae. The record is from RefSeq and is a predicted model, not a curated record.
UUAGUGCAUAUUAAUUCCUUAGCUUAUACUUUCUAAUAAAAUGAUAAGUUGUUGAUAAUGUAAAAGUAUAAUUAUAAAAAUAAGGAAAAUGUUUAUGGUAAAAAUUUAAAACCUGUCGUAAUUAAAUAUUUGAACAGAAAAAUUGUUUACCUUAAUAAGUAUUUGUUUCUGUUUUUGAACAAAGCUGGUGAAUUUUCCGGAAGUAUCUAGCUGACUUUAUUCAAAUACCUACACACUGUGUGUUAUUUUUCUCCUAAUUGUUAUAUUUAUCGUUUUAUCUGUCUCCAUUGCGAUAUUUGAAUUUAACAUAAAUCAUACUUGUAAUCACUAACUUUCCCAUAAUGCUGUAAAAAAUUAUGUGUAUUAUUUUGGUAAAUGUUGCUAACAUUUCCGGUUUUCCGAACUCAACCUCACCCCCAAAGCUUUAGGCUUUAGCCACAGUGAACAGUCUAACUCUAGUGUCUACACUUAAAUUCCAAGAGCAGCCCCCACCCUGCCCCAUGCACUAAUAAUGCCAGUCAUAGUACAAAAUGCUAGUUUUUAUUUUAAUAUUAAUUCCUAAUUUCGGGUAAUACAUUAUCGAGGUGUUUUUUACGUUAGAAGUUAUAGAUAUACUGAUAAUAAUGAGAAUUGUUUGUUAAUUAGUGGAGCAAAGCAAAAUAUAGUUUAUUUUGGGUGUAGUCUUGAACAAUAGCUUCCAAAUGCAUUUUUGGAUAGAUAAACGACAAAGCCAGUGUUAUAGUGGUCGUCAUAGGGUGCCAUCAUCUUUGUCUGCAGGCGGAUUGGGCCGAUCACGCGGGCGUGUUGGCGUGAGUGCGCCGGGAGGGCGCAAGGGCAUGGCGGCGCCCGUGCACCGCUUUGUGCCCGUCGACUGCGCUCCCAGGCGACCACGAGUACCACGCGCCACUCAGUAUGGCCCUCCUCCAAUACCUCAAGUGCAUACAUCCAGGCGAACAGAAGAAUCAAUGUAUGUCGAAAUUCCCGUGGAGCCCCCUCAGCCCACUAUCGCCAGUCUGGCGGCGGCUCGCAGCGUCACCCCGGACACCCUGCUCCGGACCGCGGCCCUAGGACUCCAGCACUCCCCCAUGAUGGCCCCACAUCUGAAGUUUGGCAUACUCGUGUCUCUCGCUUUAGCCACUCUCUUUAUAGCAUGUGUUAAAUACUACUUCGAUCGACAGAUGAUUCACGACGCGGGCAACAGCGACGCAGGCGUGAUGUGUGCGGCGAUAGCGUGCGUGUGCGGGGCGGGUUGCGCGCUGUCCCGCUGUCGGCCCAGGGCUCCCGUGCCCCCGGCCUUUCCGCCAGAUCGCGUCUCCACUACGGGCACUAGGGAACGGAUGGCACCCUCUGAGCCUUCGGAAGACGUAUCCCUAGCGACCCUGCUGCAGAACUCGGAAGGAAGCGCCGGGGGCUCCUGCUCCCCCGAGGCGCCGCCGCCUUACCACAUCGCCGUUCUUCUGCCGGGAAGGGACCAGCCUUCCCCGCCGCCGCCCGCCUACAGCGCUCUCAGCUAGCUACAUUCUCCCGUCAGCCAAGAGUUCAUCAUAUAGAUCCAGGCUGCGGGACCGUCUUACGAAGAGACAUCAUCAGUUUCGGGAACCAUUUAAAUUGAGCUAGAGUUGCCAGGUGAUCAGCGUGAAGCGGCGAAAUACGGGAGUGUUCAGGUUUUGUGAUUAAGUAUUUAUUUUAUCUAUAGAAUUUAUGUAAUUUUUUCUAUAACUCGGUAUCUUAAAGCGAGAGAUUUUCGCAAUGAGUUUAUUUUUUGUUGUAUUUGCCUAAACCAAGGAAAUAAUAAAUACCACUCAGACACUCGUGCCCAUAUUUUGGUUAUAUUCUGGUAAACGAGCUGGCAACUCUAUUUUAAACCCUGUAAUAUGAAUUGAUACGACCUCACAUUAAUUAUUAUCAUUAUUUUUACCUUAACUGAUGUGAAAUAUCGGUAGGGUAUGAUUAAUUUCCUUCAAGUCCAAUACGAUACUUUAAAAAUGCUUUUAAAUAUCCGUAAUACUACUAGUGAAAGCCAUACUAGUCGUUAAUUAAUUUUAAAAUGUCAAUAAGUUUAUCAUAGAUGCAAUCGGAACUUCAAAGUCACCCCUCUGGUUUCUUUUAAUCGGCUAUUAAUUCCAUUCAUAUAAUAAGCUAAUUAAUAAACAAGAAGCGAUACAUAGUUGAAAGAUGACUCUGAGUAUAGAUAUUAGUCUUAUUCAUCUGUAAACUCAAUUUAUAUCAAAAAUAAUUGAAAUCGUUCAAUUUGUAAAAGUCAGACCCGUUCAUAAUUGUUUUUAAAAACGAAAAGUUACCACCAUGAAUAGUGGCCUAGUGGCUUCAGCGUGCGACUCUCAUCCCUGAGGUGGUAGGUUCGUGCUCC